Lactuca sativa (garden lettuce) is the source of this 1869-nucleotide messenger RNA. RefSeq lists its product as uncharacterized. Lineage: Eukaryota; Viridiplantae; Streptophyta; Magnoliopsida; Asterales; Asteraceae. The record is from RefSeq and is a predicted model, not a curated record. Gene Ontology annotation, molecular function: DNA helicase activity. Gene Ontology annotation, biological process: telomere maintenance; DNA repair.
AUGCGACUACCUUUUCAUCUUCCUGAUCAACAACAAGUCAUAUAUGCCGCAGACAAUGAUAUUGACGAUGUUCUUGAACAACCUUCAGUUGCUGCUUCUAUGUUCACAUCUUGGAUGGAAUGUAAUAAAAUUAAUAAAGAUGCACGAAAACUUACAUAUGUUGAAUUUCCUACAAAGUUUGUUUGGAAACCAGAUGAUAAGUUGUGGAAGCCAAGGAAAAUUGGACGUUCAAUAGGAAGGAUUCACUCUGUUUCACCUAAACUUGGCGAAGUCUACUUCUUACGGAUUCUUUUAAAUAAAGUGAAAGGUCCAAAAUCAUUUGAAGAAAUUCGCACAGUAAACGGUGAAGAAUUUCCUACUUUUCGAGAUGCAUGCUAUGCUUUGGGCCUCUUAGAUGAUGACAAAGAAUAUGUUGAUGCGAUUAAGGAAGCAAGUCAUUCAGGAACUGGUUUUUAUCUUCGUUUCUUAUUUGCUACGAUGUUAAUGUCUAAUAGUUUGGGUAGACCAGAGUUUGUUUGGGAAAAUACAUGGCAACACUUGUUAGAUGGUAUUCUUUACAACCAACAACGUAGAUUAAAGUCUCCAGGUUUAUCCCUCAAUGAGGAUCAACUCAAAAACCUGACUUUGUUCGAGAUCGAACAAAUUUUACUUCGUAACAACACCAGUCUUAAAAAUUAUAAACAAAUGCCUUACCCUGAUUCCGACAGAGUUUCUUCUUCAACAAAUCGACUUAUCAUGGAGGAGCUGGAGUAUGACAUAACGCUUUUAAAGAAAGAGUUUGAUAGUAUGUUUCAUGCAUUAACAAACGAGCAACGCAAUAUUUUUCUUGAUAUCAUGACUACAGUCAGUGAUAAUAAAGGAGGUGUGUUUUUUGUUUAUGGAUAUGGUGGAACAGGCAAAACCUUUCUUUGGAAGACGUUAUUUGUAGCAAUUAGAUAUAAUGGUGAUAUAGUUUUAAAUGUUGCUUCAAGUGGUAUUGCAUCUUUAUUAUUGCCUGGAGGUAGGACAGCACACUCUCGGUUUAUAAUUCCGUUGAAUCUUACCGAGUAUUCUAUUUGUAAGAUACCGCCUGAUAGUGAACUCGGCAGAUUAGUAAGAAAAAGCUCAUUGAUUAUUUGGGAUGAAGCACCUAUGGUCCACAAACAUGAAUUUGAAGCUUUAGAUCGAGCUCUGAGAGAUGUAUGUAAGUUUGAUAAGUCUACCAACUCAAAUAUUCCAUUUGGAGGGAAAGCGAUUGUUUUUGGAGGAGACUUUAGACAGAUUCUACCUGUUGUUCAAGGAGGAGAAGGAAAAGUUGGUGGUUUGAAUGAUGGUGAAGCGAUUAUUGAUGUUCCGGAUGAUAUUCUCAUUAAUGAUCCACAUGAUCCUAUAGGUUCAUUAAUUGAGUUUAUAUAUCCUUCAAUCUUGGAAAAAUUCAACGAGUUUGUUCAUGAUCAGUUUGAUCCCAAUUUAUACUCCCCGGAUAUUUUAAAUGGUCUUAAGGUAUCAGGUUUGCCAAAUCACAAGUUAAUUCUAAAAGUCGGUGUUCCAGUUAUGUUACUAAGAAACAUUGAUCAGAAAAAUGGAUUAUGUGACAGCACUAGACUACAAGUGAAAUCUCUUGGCAAACGUGUUAUUGAGACAAUUAUAAUAUCUGGAACUAAUAUCGGAAAGCAAACAUUUAUUCCAAGAAUGUCUUUAAGUCCAUCUGGAAAAAAAAUUCCUUUCAAAUUUCAAAGAAGACAAUUUCCAUUGGCUGUAUGUUUUGCAAUGACAAUUAAUAAAAGUCAGGGGCAGUCGUUAUCAAAGGUUGGUCUGUAUCUCAAGGAUCCUGUUUUUUCACAUGGACAACUUUAUGUUGCCUUAUCUAGAGUUCAGAGUAGAGAAUGA